AUGUAUACCCCGUACUCCGCGCUGGAAGCAUCUGGAAAUGGUUGCCAGGACCAAUUCCUUCUUGUGACUUCCAUGCCCUUUUAUCCCCCCUUGGGAGACUUACUUGUACUCCUUAUUCCCAUAUUGGAUAAUUGGGACAUAACUAUACCCAAAUUAAAUACCACUGUGGCUCAGUUGAACUAUUUUUAUUCAUGUGGCUCGCAUCGCACUCAUGAUAACAUGGACUCUUCGGCCGAAGUCCCUCCGCUCUCCCACCAUUCACCUCUACCGCAGGUGUGGAAUACAUCGAGCCAUACAACCACAGGAACGGAUGAAAGUGAGCUAAGUGUGGACGACUCCGGCCCUUCGACCCCUGCACAAGAUUCGGAUUCUCUUGGCGAUGAUGGGGUUCGGAUCAUCAGGCCAUAUGCCGUCGAAGAGCCCGAGGAUGAGCCCGAUACACCACGACGGAACCUACUUCGCCUGCCAGAUCGAUUUGAACGAUGGCAGCGUGACUUGUCAGAAUACAUGAAUGACUUGAACUACGAGGCCGAUGGGCAACAUGGCACAUCUACGGUCCCCCGAAAGCAAGGACAGAAGAGGAAGUUGGCCCACGCACCCAGGCAUGAGGGUGGCUACCAUGGACGAGCAUCAUCAGAUAUGCAGCAAGGGCAGGAACAGAGAUCCAAAAAGCGACGAAGUGAUUCCCUCGAGGAUUCUCCUGUUACGAACUCAUUCCAAGCUUUCCGCGAUGUGAAUGUGGACGAAAGCUCAUGCUCCGACGCACGUUCGACCGAGUGUAGUGGCAUAGACACUACAGCUAACUCGCCUGAUGAGAUGGACAUCGACUGA
Molecule: messenger RNA, 831 nt
Organism: Penicillium salamii
Lineage: Eukaryota; Fungi; Ascomycota; Eurotiomycetes; Eurotiales; Aspergillaceae
Source: the annotation of a GenBank genome assembly